Molecule: messenger RNA, 5997 nt
Organism: Xyrichtys novacula (pearly razorfish)
Lineage: Eukaryota; Metazoa; Chordata; Actinopteri; Labriformes; Labridae
Source: the annotation of a GenBank genome assembly
ACCCUACCUUCUUACCCCAGAGAGGAAGAUGAGUAACCCGCAGCCAGGAUUGCUAAAUCAUGGCAACAUUUAUGGAACGGUUAGCUUUCCUUCAGAAAGUAAGUGUUGUAUACAAAGAUUAUUUGUUGUAUAAGCUAAAGAGUAAGAGAUUAAAGAGGCACUGCCAAUAUGACGUGCGGAGACGCCUAUGUUUUGAGCUGUUUGAGUAGUGCCAUCAGUAGCCUGCUAACUGGAGCUAGCUUACAGUGUGAAAAACAAUGAGAAUAUUCUCUUUAUGUUAUGAUGUAGUUUAUUCACAUCUUACAGUACUACAACAGGAACAUUAGGGCGCUGAGAACCAAUACUGAUUAAACUGCCUGUUUAGUCUGAAGUAAUCUGAUGUUGACUCUGGUGUCGUGACACCUUGGUGUUCAUAUUAGUGUGCUUCAUCUCUCAGCUUUAAAGUAAACAACUUUAAUCAUAUUCAGGUGCUUGUCAUCAAACUCUCUGACCAACAACUUAAAAUGUAAUUUCCCCAUGUCAUUUCCACCCACCAAAGGUCCCAACUCUGAUGAAGGCUACUGCAGAUGAUGAAAACCCCUGUCCUGGCUACCUUUUUCAGGAGAUUGGAAGUAUCCUUCAGCAGCCUCAGUUUUGGUUCAACCAGCAUCUGCAUCUUCUAAAGAUGACAUGACUAUGACAUAGGAUUUUAAACUAAUUUAGUUUAUGUCCUCUGGAUCCUGAAUCUACAGUGUCUUAGCAUCUUUGUAAGAUUUAGGGGUCUGGGUCUUUGUGUCUCUAAGAUGUUUUGUCGUGCUGUUAAAGUGUUAUGGUUGCAGCCUGCUACUACACAGUUGUUUACUACUUGAUGCUAAUUCAGCACAUGAUUGGUUCAGCAGGAAGUGGAUCAGGAGCAACUCCCCUGUUCAUUGGCUAUUUGUAUAGUCUACCAAAACAUGUCAGAAUGCUGACUAUUGAAAAGCAUUUUGAUAUUGAGGAAAAUUAAUUUUCUAUAUAUACUGUUAUUGUUUUAUCUCCCAACCCUAGCUGAGAUCAGUUUCAAAGUUAAGGAAUAAGUCACAGACACUCUCAAGUUUAUCAGUAUUUUGAGCCACAAACAAAGCUUUCCAGAAACCUAAAUUUAAGGUAAAAACUAGAAUGAGAAUCUAUUUGGAGCCAAAUCCAAAGGCAAGACAGGAUAGAUGCUCUGAAGACUUUAAUAUUUUAUCAGUUGUUUUGUUGUUCAUGUAUCAAACCCACUCGAUGAGAAUGUAAAUACUGAAUAUAUGACACUCUUGAGUAUUCCCUAACCAUCAUCACAUUGUAGAAAUCUCCCAUGAGUCUUCUGGUUGUGGUCAGUGUUUGUUGGAGUACCUUCUGGAGAGGCUGCAGGUGGAAUCCUGUCACGUCAAAAUCAAGGUAAAAACAGUGUUUUCAUUUCCAGAAUAAUGUUAUGUUUUCUCUUUUUCUGUACGCUGUUUGAAUAACUCAGGAUUCUGUUCAUGCUUUUUUUUAUGUGUCAGGUGCUGAAGAUCUUUGUCCAUCUUUGCGGUCAUGGCUCAAACCAUUUCCUCACAGAACUCCGGAGGAACUCCACCUUCAUCCAGCAGGCAUCAGGUUUGACAUUUUAAAUGUUGGAUUAAUUUAUACUUGAGUUCUCUCAGACCUCUCCUCUGAGUUGAUUCUAACUUACUAUUUGGUUUCCUGCUCUUUAAGUGUACAGCGGCCCUCCUGAUCCUAUCCACGGCACAGCGUUAUACCAGAAAGUGAGGAAUACAGCACAGGUAAGACACAGGUGUUAUCAAUCAUCAGUCAAUUAAAUAUAUUUGACAGGACAGCUGUUCAUUUUUUUCCCUUUCUCUUUUCACAGGAAGUAGCCAGGCUACUUUUUACAGAAACACUAACAGCUAAAAGUGACAUACUCACUACAAACCAAGUCUCCCAAACAAUGGGUGAGUGUUAGAUUAAGUGUUUAUAUAAUAAUAAAGACAGAACUCUACUUUAUUGAAAAAGGCUUUCUCAUCAAGACUUGGAGUAACAGAUUCAAGUUUUUUAAACUCAUUACCUUAAUGUUAGAAAAUCAAAAUAGGAUUAAUCAUACACGAGCUUAAACAACUAUAUUAAAGCUCUAUUCAAAAUAACUUGUGUUUUAAAACUCUGUAUACAGUAUGGGUUCUACGUGUUUCUAUCCAGGUAUGGGCUCAGGAACUUCCCACAGGUCAGGAAUGCAGGGCUUUGGUUACAGUCCGGGAAAGCAGGGGACAGGUGAGUGACACACACGCAUACGCACACUCCUCAAAAACACUCGCACACUCUCAGCGAAGCUUCUGCGAUUAGGAUUCUGUCUUUACCUUUCUGCCUGUCCUGGUUUCUCUCAGCAGGCAGUGACUCACUGCUGGACAAGAUCCAGAAAGCUGCAGAGGUCGUGGCUAGUGCUGUGCUUCCUCCCACUGAACACCAGGGCAUCCGUCUCCACGACAACCAUUACAGGGCUGUGGUUGCGCCCUCUGCACCCAUAGAGGUGGCCGUGCCUGCGUGUGCCUACAAUCUGCCUGCCCGCAGACCAAAAGGUAAAACAUCCAUGAUUUUGAUCUAACCUUUAAAAGCAUUAAUUCCAGCAAACUGUUAGUCCCCUUGAAAAUUUUCAGUGUAUUUACCGUAGCUUUUUUUGAGAAAGGUGAAAGAACAGUAUAUUCAAAUAAAAUAAGAAUUAUCACAACACCAAAAUAUCUAUAAUUACUCAAUCUACACAUGCACACACUUAAAGUCAUCAAUACUAUACCUGUCUUACAAUUUCAUAUUGUGAUCAAAUUUUGUGUAGUUCUCAUGUGACAAGUGUAUUGUAAUUAUAGCUGAUUCAAAGGAGUUUAAGUUAAACAUUUCUGCGCUAUGUAGCAAAGUUUAAGUUCACUGUUGUAUACAAUAGAAUCCAUUUUCACAGCUCACAGCUUUGAGGUACCUCUGUUAAAUUACUUGUUUGUCUCUACCAGUGACAAUCUUAAUCCUCUAGCAGAAAAGAAAAAAGUACUUCUGCACAAAUGUUUUUUUCAAAUAUUGGUGUAUGAAUUUACUCAGUCACCUACAAUAUAGCAAAGUUCACAAGACAGAAAAUGGUCUUAACUAUUAAAGAGACUCUUCAUUUAUUUCCUUCACAUGAUAUAGACGUCACUAACGUUGGCUAUCAACUGGCUGUACUCUUGAUAUGACACUCCUGAUCAUUUGUGGAAAAGUGAGCUACAGUGUAUAUUCAGAACAGAAUAAAAUUGCCAAUAACUAAUAAAGACACAUUUCCCCUUAUGAUGAAUAUAAAUGCAAGAACUCUAUAAGAUCCUUCAAAUAAGCAAAAUAACAACUUAUCUGUAGGGUCAAAUAUAAGGCCUGAAAAGAAAUAGACACAGGGAGUCGAUUAAACAUUCAAGUAUGAAAUAAAGAGAAAGACCAUCCUAGCUCGAUGCAGUGUGCUUUAUGACUUGGGUCAAGAUCCCUCAUGAUGGUGUAUAUUCUGUUCAGGACUGAGCCAGCGAUGCCCAGGUCAGGUAGGAGGCGGCUGGGAGGAGACUGACAGUGGCACAUGCUCCUCUCACAACUCCUCUCAGGAUAUUGUAGCUAACAGCAGAGCCUCUGUGGGCAGCAAGUCAGCUGGGACAGGGAGCCAAUCAGGGGCAAGCAGAGAGAGCAGCGGGGACCUAUCAGAAAGGUGAGCACCAAAGCUAAACAAGCCUGACUGAAUCACAGUGUAGGCACAUUCAAGGAGGUGAUUAAAUGAUAUCAGACUACAUGAUGUCUGUCCGGUCUGCAGGGUGGAAGCGUUGCAGUUGGGGGACUGCGGCCAGGAGGUGGCGCUCAUCAACAAACUGACUGAGGGAUCGAGAGUGUUCCUGACCAGAGAGGAGAGUCAGCACUUUAUCAAAGAGUCAGUUCAGCUUGGAUCAGCUGUUUAUGCUCUUUGUUUCAUUGUGAGCUUCAUUAUUUGUUUCUAUGUGCUAUAUUUAUCCUACCAACUCUUUCAGGUGCUCCAUUCUUAACUGCGAGGUCGUGCUGGAGUUGCUCUCAGCCAAACUUCAAGAUCCUUCAAACAUCAUCAAGAUGGUAAAAACACGAAGGACCCACCAGUUUUGUUUUUGACGUGAUGCAACACUUUAAUCAAUGUCUUUGUUUUCCACCAAUUUAUCAGCGGGCCCUGUGUGCUGUGUCAUGCCUCAUGACCUCCGACCUCCUCUCUCUUGAGCAAAUGUUCGGAGUGACACAACGAAGACUCAGACAGCUUAGUGAGGGUGCUCCAGGACCUGUGGCCAACAAAGCCACCAAGGUGAAGGGAUAGAACUGAGAAAGCUGUGCACGAUCCAGCGCUGAUAGGACAGAACUAGAACAUAUAAGCAUUGAGGGUGUGUUUACUUUUAUUCUUAUCUCCUCUAACCAGAUCCUCCGCCAAUUUGAGGCUCUUGUGGGUGGAUGUUUACACCCUCCGAGGCAGGAUACAGCAAACAGCAGCCACCAGACACCAACCAAUCAGCUUCCAACGUCUACAUACUCAGACCCUUUAAUACCAACCUGCCCUGCUGUCAACACAAACCUCAACCAUCAUCAGCCGGAUAAUUCGCCAGCAGAUGUCAACCAAACACCAAAUCUCCCAUCUUCUUCUUCUGCUCUUGUCACAGACCCGAGAGACUCCUCAGUGGUGUUUGAUGACAGUAAUGCAGAGAGACUUUCUACAGUUCAAAACGAAUUGGUGCAAAACCACGUUGAGUCGGUCAGGACUGCUGAGGAUGAAUUAGUUCCUGGGGAAUCUGAGCUGGAUUUAAACAGGGGUUCUUCCCCUCCAGCUGAGUCCCAGAAGGAGCAGCCUUGUCUGAGCAGACUGUCCCUUUUCAGCGGUAUGGAGCUGGUAACAAAGUCAAGGCCCCUGUGUGAAAGAGAGACCUCACAGACAGAGACAAACAAAUCAGACGACGACUUCAGUGAAAAUUUGUCCGUUCAGAACAGUAUAAAUAAACCCAGUGACAAAAGUCCUUCAGUUUGCAGCUCAGUAGCAUCUGUUAGCAGCCAACCAUUGUCUGCCUUCUCAUUUCUCAACUUUUGACCAACUUUGAACAGCUUGUGCUGUAAGAGUUAAUCCAAUGAUGUCAUUAUGUCAAUCCUGUUAGGAACCUUUUUAUUUUUCAAGCUAAAAUUAGAUGUCUAUGGUUUUAACUAUAUCACAAAAGAAGAUUCAAAUAACGUUUGGCUGAUCUGUUCUUAUCUGUUUGGUGCCUCUUUUGGGUUGAUAACUUGAGAUGGAGAAUUCAUAAUUGUAAUCAUAAGACUACGGAUGUGUGUAAACCAACCACUCCCCUCACAUGUAGAAUAUAAAGACUGGUUUGGAGGCUGCGUUGCAGUUUGGCUGAGGUCUGGUUUACAAAAGUAUGUCCUGAGAGCGGUUGUGUUGAAUUACAGGUUUUGAUUGACAGUUGUUUUAUCUCAGGAUUCCUUUUAGCCAACUGGAACAACUUGGACACCUCCGCAGCACGCUCUACACCUCUGAGGGAUAACCUCUUUUAUUUGUACUUUGCACUACAGUUGCUUUUCUUAUAAACUACGAAAGGAGUUGUCUUCCAUAUUUUUUGGUACUAAGCUAUUAUGUUGAUGUAAAUAUUGUCUAAGUUUACAAAUUAUUUAUUACGUCUACCCUGUAUCGAUCAGUCCAUACCUGUAAGAGUGGUGGAAGAGUGCAUGUUAACGAUCAAAGCUGUUUGGUGACCUGAUGGGGGAAAAUAUUGAGAAUCUGUUGUGUGUAAUGUGUGAAAGAACAUCUACAAUCUGCAUAAUGCAAACAGUCGGUUGCUCGUGUGACCAAAUAAAAGUGGAUUAUGUUCAUUAAUAGACCAUUGUUAAUGCAGAACAAGCUCCAUACACACAGAGUAGUAAUCCAACCUUCUAAUGAAUGCAAUGUUAACUACUCAUGUGUUGUCUCUCAGUGGACAUGAGGUGUGCUGUAAAACAAUAAAACCUGCUGUAUUUUUGUUACAGCGCUCAACACUA